GUAACUCGAAAUAUUCAAUAAUCUGGGAAGCAGUUUCUGCUGGACAUAUCUCAGCGAAACGAGACGAGACUCCGGAGUGCUGUUUUCUACAACAGGGGGUGUCUCUCUUAGCAGGAUCCGGUGACAGCUUGACUGACAAGCAGCCAUGAGCUUCUUUGGUUUUGGUCAAAGUGCGGACAUCGAUAUAGUUCUGAAUGACGCCGAAACGAGAAAGAAAGCUGAGCAUAAAAGCGAAGACGGCAGGAAGGACAAAUAUUUUCUCUUCUACGACGGGGAAACGGUAUCGGGGAAAGUCAACGUUACGCUCAAGUACCCGGGAAAGAGGCUGGAGCACAACGGCAUCAAGAUUGAGUUUAUCGGCCAGAUAGAGCUGUACUAUGACAGAGGAAACCACCAUGAGUUUGUGUCCCUUGUGAAAGACCUGGCACGGCCAGGGGAGCUCACACAGUCGCAGACAUUUGACUUUGAGUUCACACACGUGGAGAAACCCUACGAGUCUUACACUGGUCAGAAUGUCAAAUUACGCUACUUCCUGAGGGCAACUGUAAGCCGGAGACUGAAUGACAUCAGCAAAGAGCUGGACAUUGUGGUGCACACACUCAGCACCUACCCUGAGCUCAACUCCUCCAUCAAGAUGGAAGUGGGGAUCGAGGACUGUCUGCACAUAGAGUUUGAGUACAACAAGUCCAAGUAUCACCUCAAAGAUGUGAUUGUAGGGAAGAUUUACUUUCUGCUGGUGAGGAUCAAGAUAAAACAUAUGGAGAUUGACAUCAUUAAGCGAGAGACGACCGGCACAGGGCCUAACGUCUACCACGAGAACGACACCAUAGCAAAAUAUGAAAUCAUGGAUGGUGCACCAGUCAGAGGAGAGUCCAUUCCCAUCAGGCUGUUCUUAGCAGGCUAUGAGAUGACGCCCACCAUGAGGGAUAUUAACAAGAAGUUCUCGGUGCGGUACUACCUCAACCUGGUCCUCAUUGAUGAGGAGGAAAGACGCUAUUUCAAACAGCAGGAGAUCACCCUGUGGAGGAAAGGUGACAUAGUGAGGAAAAGUAUGUCUCACCAAGCGGUCAUCGCCUCCCAGCGCUUCGAAGGCUCCGCCCAUCCAGAAAGGACACAGACCCAGAGCAAUGAAGAAGAUGACAGCUAAAGCCCAGCACGCACUUCAACUCCCAUGUAGUGAGUGUGUGAGCAAACACAGUGCAGAAAAUGUCAGCAAAUUCUGAAUGUGAACAUAUGUUAGCAUCGAGAUCAUGUGCUGCAGUGUUUUUCAGGGCGUGUGUGUGUGUGUGUGUGUGUGUGUGUGUGUGUGUGUGUGUGUGUGUGUGUGUGUGUGUGCGUGUGCGCAACAGAGACUUUGAAUUAUGACAGUGUGUGUGUGAAGGGAACAAAAGUCAGACUCAGACUCUAGUUGCAAGUAAUUCUGUUCUGUUUUAACCACCUUGAAGUACCAGCUGGGUGGAGUUUACCACAUUAAGACAUUAGAGAGUGUCAGCUAAUUUCUGUGUCACAAAGAAACUGCAUAAAAUUGACUUUAAGUGCUUGAUUAAAUUAUUUUGGCAUUUAUUAGACAGUUCAGUUUGGCAACACCACCCAUUAGAUGCACUUAAAUAUCAUUUAUAAAUACUGUUCGACUAAUAUCUUGAAUUUACGUGUGUGUAUGAAUGUACAAUAUGAGAGCCACCACAGGUGUAUUUCUAACAACCUUUUGUUCAAACUAUUUACAUGGCUGGAAGAUUGCACUGUGCAGAUACUAUAGUCAUACAGUAGGUUUUUUAAAACGUGGGUAAACAGUGGAUCUUACAGUACAUUUCUGUAUGUCUCCUCAAAGAAAUGUGUCAUUGUGACAUGAAAGUAUGAAGAUGAUUUCGCUGCCAGGCCCUCUGCUGAGAAACAGCCCCUCCUUUUGGUUUUAAUUCAUAAAAUUACUUUUUUUGCCUCUUCUUCAUUUAAAAAAAUGAGUAAUGACUCUAAAAAAACAGAAUUAUAAGACUUAAAAAUCCAUUUACAUAUUUGUAUAAAAUAUUUUCAUACAUUCCAAGGCUCUCAUCAGAAAUAGGUGUGACUAGAGUAUUUAUUUUUGAACAAAAUUCCAUUUUGAACCAGCAUUUUACAUGUUUGAUGCAUUGGUUGGUUGCUUGUGGCUCGGUGUCAGGUGUGGCCACUGCUGCUAAAACAAAUGUGGCACUUGUGAGCGCUCUGGGAUUUUCCUUCCAUCAUAUAUGUAACAGUCUCUGAUAUUUUGAAGCCCUUCUCUCUUAUUUGCACUAUGAUCUCAUUCUGCUUUUUUCUGCUCUCAGUGCUGUUUAUAAACUGGAUUCAUGCCAGGGUUCAGGAGUAGAGUGAAAAUCAGACUCCACUGUCCCCAGGGAUCACUUCAAAUCUAAUAUGGACAGUAUUACACCUGUGUAUGGGGACAAAGUUGACAUAAACCUUGUUCAGACUGCAGCCCAAAUCCGAUUUUUUUGCAAAUCUGAUCAGAAUCCGAUCUUACUGACUGACCGUUCGCAUUACAUAUUGCAAGUGAUCAGAUCCGAUCUGCAUGUGGCCAUAUUGACGUAGUCUUAUCCACAUUGAUUUCCAUGGUAACAGGUUACUCCUAGGAAAAACAAACAAUGGCAACAGCAAACUGUGCGCGUUUCUGUCCCAAAUGGUUAGGUGGGCCUGUGGCGCAAACUAGUGAAGCGAUUAGUGGAGUCAUCAAUGAGUGAAAUCAAAACUCCAGUCCAGCUCUCUUUUUUCCAUCAUAGCAUUAUAGACCUACAUCAUGACAGCAAUUCUGUUGGGUUUUUACUUUUACUGCUCAACAUUGCAAGUUUUUUUUUUUUUUUUUUAAAUCUGUUAAGAAAAGUCAUGUUACUAUUAUGAACUUACCAUUCCCAGAAGUAUCCAGUCUUUCUUCCUCAUCUUCCUGACCGUUGCUUUCCUGAAUGUUGCGGUCCUCCUCUGCCGUGCUGUCCAGAAAAAAUUUAGGAUCCACACUGGGCUUGUCAUGAAGAAUUUUGUCAAGAUACUCGUGUCCUGGUAUAUGGCUUUAUUUCUGUAUGUACCUUCUAAUUUUUCUGAACUGACGAAUCUCCCCAGAUAGCUAUCAGGCACUUUAUCUCCUCGUCCGUCCACGGUUUGUUGUUUUCCUCCAUGCUUUAAACCCGUGGCUUGACUCUUCCACUUGUAACUCCACAGGCAUCGCUAGGCAACGAGCGUCUCCCCAGAUCUACGUCGUUGUUGUUGUUAUUCGUGUCGCACUGCAAGUGACACAGAAGACACUUGGAAAUCCUAUUUGAGCGACCGAGACGUUCAGAUUGAAACGGAUCUGUAAAAAUCCAAUCGGAAUCGCAUUUGAAACUACCUCCGUAUGUGGUUUGAAUCAGAUUUGGAAAAAUCGGAUCUUACAUGUUUUUUGGCUGUCCAGACUGUCAGAAAAUCAAGCUAGAUACAAUCUGGAUAUGCUAAAAAUCUGAUUUGGAGUGGUAAUCUGAACAAGGCCAUAGAUGCUUAUGAGUCCUGCCUCUUGACAGGCUGCCGGGACUUACUGCCCUGUGUGGUUAGUUAGCUUUGUGCCUAAAGGAUUAUUGCCAAAAUGUUUCGGUGAAAUACUCGAGUACAGUUGCCACAGUGUACUGCUGCGCACUUUCUUUCCAUUUAGACUGUGCUCAUCACUUCAUCCACUACAGUCACUUUUCAUGAAAUUAAAAGUGACUUUAGUGUCAAUAUGGUUUAUACUGAAAACUAUGAAUGUAUAAGAACUGUUAUUCUCUCAUAUUGAGCAUUUAAAUUAAAAUUCAGAACUGAAGAGUCCCAAACUCAGUAUAUUUUCUAAAUAACCAUCAUCAUCUUUUUUGGUUGCCUCCAGUCAAGGGGAGUAGAUGAUUGAGUUUCUGUGCCAUUACUCCUUUUUAUUCUGAUACUUUUUCUAAAAUAUAUCUUAAAAAGCACACAUUAGUGAGUUUAAAGUGUGAAGCACUGAAACUGAACCCCAGCCUGUCGUCCUGCAAUUAUCCUGGCCUGCAGCUUUUUGCUUGACAAGCUUACGCCGUGCAACUUCACAAAAUCUAUCACUGUGUAUCAUAUACAUUUUUUUUUUUUAGAUAUUUUUAUAUUUCAUACUUGCAGUAAGGUCCAUUUUAGUAUGCAUUUUUGCUAAAGCAACAUGUCCACUGUCACCAGACUUCUGUUCAGGUAACUGCUAAAAUAUAGAAUCUGCCAAUCUAACAUGUUGAUAUGAGCCAACAAGACAAGUUUAUUGGAUUUAUGUAGCCUGACUCAAGGUGUGAUUCCUUAGAGAUUCUUACUUUGCAUGUUAUUGAUUAUAGCAGAAAUCACUGUAAGUCACUCCGCAGUUUCUUCUACACCUAAUUGGCGUUAAGGGCUUUUACCAAAAUUAUCUGUAUGGAGAGGGGGGAUGAACCUCAAAAGUCCAGUGUGCAGGAUUUAGGGGCAUCUAUUGGCAGAAAUUAUACAUAAUAUUCAUAACUAUGUUGUCGUAAGUGUAUAGUCUCCUAAAAAUAAGAAUCAUUGUGUUCGCUACCAUAGAGUGAGCUGUUAAUACCUACAGAUGGAGGGGGUCCUCUUCAUGGAUGUAUUAAGAGACCAGGACACAGCAUUGGAAGCCAGACUCUGUUCAUUCCUAUGAAAGUUGCUCAGUGGCACAUGAAGCCACAAUUGUUUAACUGUUGCAUAUAAGUACCUAGAUGAUCUGCACUGCUUCCACAUUAUUGGGUCCAUCGAGCAGGUGUACUCGAGACUUCCGUCAGCUGAGCCAGCUGCUUCCCCUUUAUUGCUGCCCUAACUUGAAUUGGGAUAAAAAUUAUUUAAUUUUGCGGCUCUUUUAGACUUUCAAAAUGUUAUCAGAAUGAAUGGAUCAAAUCCUGAUAGUAAAACGAAUCAUUUUGCAGGGUUUGUGAUGCUCAAAAAAUAUUAUUCCAGCGAUUUAAAUACGUUUCUUUCCCAAUCUUAGUCUAUGGGAAAAAUCUUUUUUUUUGGUCCAAUGGCAUAAUGUGACCGGAUCAGAAGUUGUAAUUUCACUGUUUAGCCACUACGAAAAUUGGCUUCAAAGCCUGGUGCACUUUCUGGGGGCUUGGUUUCUCUGAGACAUUGGUUUAGCUGAGACCAAAUGUAGCAAUAAUCCACUUUGUAAUUCAUAAUACAUGAAGACAUGAUUCACCUUGUAAGUAAUGAGAUGUAACCCCUCCCAUUACCCUUAACCACCUCUCUUUAUCAUAAUACUUCGUAUCUAGCUAAUUGGUAACUUUGUAGUUUUGUGGGCCUUCCACCUCCGGGCCAAGGAGCUAAAGGGGCUGAUUGUGGACUGAUGUGUAGGUAUGGUUGGUGAGUCAUGUAGCUAGACAGUGGGUCACGUAGCUGCUCCAGCUGCAGUUAUAGUGUGCCCCAAAAAUGAGUCCAAAAACCUAAAAUGCAUUUUACCACUCACAGUUCCCUCAUCUCAAAAUCAGUGGUUUUUCUUUUUGAAUGGGUUUUUGGUUAGAUGCCUGAAAUAAGGUCUGUGGUUAACACAAGCUUAAGAAACUUGUUUUGUUCUGCUACAUAAAAUACAUCAGUAAACACCCCCACAGUGAAUUUUGAAGCUUCUAUGUGUCUUAAAAAAGUGUUGUUGUGUUUUUUUUUUUUUUACUUCUGGUGAUUCUGGCCAUUUAGGCUUCAGUAAUCAUAGUGGUAUUAAUUUGUGAAGAUUAUCUUACUGAGCAAAACAUGUAAGUAUCAUAAAUGUUUGUUUGCCACAGAGCUUAUUUUCUGCAAUAAUCUAAAAUCCAAUGAUCUUAUAAGCUUUUUGACGAAGGAACCACGGCAAAGCUAACUUCCACGUCUGCCUACAGAAAAACAACAUGCCUUGAGCACUCUAUCCCUAUUCAAGUUCUCUUCCACAGAGUCGGCCAUGUUGUUCUACAAUAGCCCAGGGGUCCGUUUCACAAAGCAGGUUUAGUAAAAACUCUGAGUCUGUUAACCCUGAAAUGAGGGAAACUCUGGGUUUUCCAUUUCAGAAAGGGAGGUAACUGAAGCUCGGUGUCAGUUACUAUGACAACUGACUCUGUGAACCUAACCUGGUCGGAAACAGGUUUUCUUCAGUGAACCUUGAGUUUCUAGCUGUCUCCUCCGUCUUACGCCACACACGUAGUGUGAGUCAUUCAUUCAUUCGUUCGAGUUUGAUCAUCUGUCCUCAAGGUAAAGUUGGAUCCUAAAGUGUGUUCUAGUUCUAAAUAUACUUUUUUUGACCAUGGCAUGUCCGUUCUUGGAGGACCCUGUGGACGAAGAGGCAGUGUUACUGAGGAGGGAGUUACGCAUUUGCGGGAGAUUAUUCACAGGCCCAGAAUUGACGUAUUAUCAUUUCCAGAACAUUUUCUUUUUGAACGGUACCGUUUCACAUCAUAGUCCAUCAUUUAUAUCCAUAACCUCAUCCGUCGUGACAUAACCAACGUCACCAACCGUGGACGUGCACUUUCAUCUACCCAGAUUCUUUGUGUUGCUCUUCGUUGUUUUUUGCAAACAGGAGUUUUCUGUAUAAUAUUGGACAUGCUGAAAAUAUCAGUAAGGCCACUGUCUGCAGAGCCGUGAGAAAAGUGUCCCUAGCUCUGAAACGUCUAUUAAACUCUUUUGUUGUGUUCCCUGGACAUAAACCUGUGAGGGUCAUCAAGGAGGAGUUCCACAGGAUUGCAGGUGAAUGAUGUAGAAAUCAGUUAAAAUUUAUGAUUAUAAAUCAUAUUCAGUUAAUGACAUGGUGCUGCAACCUCAGACUGGGAUUAGUCAUUUUAAUUUCUUUUAGGAUUUCCCGGUGUGAUAGGGUGCAUUGAUGGAACCCACAUUCCCAUCAUUGCUCCUUCACAAAAUGAAGGAGACUAUGUGAAUAUGAAGUCCAUUCACAGCAUUAAUGUGCAGGUAGAUUGACUGUCUCAAAAUGUCAGACUGCAUCACACUGCACAAACUCAAAAUCAUACCAAGAAUAUUUGUCUUAUUUCAAGUCAAAAUGUCUCAUUUCUAGUCAAAACAAAUCACACCUAAGAGUAACUUGUUUUUAGACAAUUUUCACUUGUUUCAAGCUCAUUUUCACUUGAAAAAUAAUUAGAAAAAUCUGUCAGUGGAGCAAGUUUGUUAUUUCUACUUAUUUCAAUUGAAAAUGUGCUUGAAACAAGUGAAAAUUGUCUAAAAACAAGUUACUUUUUAGGUGAUGUGUCUUAAGUGUAAAGACAUUUGAUUUGAUUAGAAAUGAGAAAUGUAGACUAGCAACUAACAUCUGUCAUUCUCUGCACUGUCAAGAUCAUAUGUGAUGCAGCCCACAUUAUUACUAAUGUGGAGGCCAAGUGGCCUGGGUCGGUACAUGACUCACGGAUGUAUCGUGUCUUAAAAUCAGCAACAUACUGGAACAUGGUAAGCAGCACUAUUAUGCUGAAGUCUUACCUGUUUGAACGAUGUUUUUAUAUUUCAUCUUGAGCUGCUUCCAUGUUCUUUUUUCGCCGGUGGGAUUGCAUCUAAGUGAACUAAAUUUUAGCUUUAGCAUCAUUCCACCUGUUUGCAUCUGUAGCCUAAUAUUAUUGUGAUUGCAUAAAUGUAUAAAAGAAAUUUAAACUUACGCAUUGACUCGAGCAGUAAUUUUCUCCCACGCCGACUCCUGUUCCUUUGCUGCUGCAGCCAUGUUACUCUUCUUCCUGAAAACAGCUUCAAAUUCGCUGUAUGAGCGCAUUAAAAUAUCCAACUCCAGAGGAGUAAAAAAAUGCAGACUUUUUCUUGUCGUUUGUUGCCAUGGUGAAUCGUGGUAUUGGGGCUCCAUUGAUGACAGCUUUUUAAAGUCGUGGUGCACGUGCUUAUCUCAGAGUGAACAAACUCUGUGUUGAUUGAACCGAUUGAAAUUACCUGUUCUGAAACCCGUAACCCAGAGUUUCCCAUCUCAGAGUUACGCAACUCAGAGUUCAGGGUUAGGCUCAGAGUUUGUUGAACCUCCUUUCUGAAACGGACCCCUGGACAGACAAAUUAAACACUGGCUUUAGAUGAGGUCACUGCUUUUUGUGUUGACUACCGUAGUUCUCCUACACGGUUGGCACAUGGGAGAAGUGUCAGUUUUGCAACCAUAUCACCAGAUGCCACUAAAUCCUACACACUAGACCUUUAAGUCUAACUUUAAAAAAACAAAAGACCCUCUCCAGGUUUUUUAUUUUUUGUGUUAGAUCCUCUAUUCCCCUUGCAAACAAUUACAACACUCUCCCUUCCUAAUUUCUCAACUCAACCCUGAAGUCAAGUUUAAUAUGUCAAAGACUCAAUCAGUUUUCUGUAGCACAGUUGGUAGUAUGAACAUAAUGAAUGGUGCUUUCUGUUUACUGAGCAUUCCUGCUGCUCUUAUUUGAAUCAAGAGCUCUAAAAUGAACACUUGUUACCACGGUCACUGAAUUAGGGAUGGGAGGCAGCUCUGUGGCUGUCGAAGGACCUUAGCAUUGCAAUAUGUUGGCUUCACUUAUGCAUGAUAUUAUGACAGGUUAACAUGUGACACUAUACAUUUAACUUUUCUGUAGGUCUUUUAAAGUUCAGAAUAAAGUGAAGGUGUGAAAAUAUGGCACACUGUUUAUUGCCUGUUCAGAUGGAAUGCCAUGAACUAAUUUUAGAGAUAUAUGAUUGCAUACAGAGUCAAUGGACAGUAGCCAUGAGGCAAAUAUUUAGCCAUUCACCUUCAUGAUCCAUGGCAUGCAUAAAAGGAAGGUUUUUAACUAUUCAUUCUUCAGUCCCACAAGAAAAUUCUGAAAUAAAAUAAAAUUGAAGUUGCACAGAAUGUAUUCUGCAUUAUUUACCUGCUGGAGUCGGUGUCCUUUGUUUUUGCUCGAAAAACACUUAAAAAACUCUUGAAGAAUUAAGUACCAUUGAAGAAACCCAAAGCAAGUUUGGAUUAUACAACAUGUGUUUCUUUUUUGUUACUCUUUCAUGUGGCUGUGAUUUGAAUUGUUGCCAGCGCUGGUACACACACAUACAGUAGCUAAACUAACCCAGUUUGUUAUAGAGAGUAAAGCUGAGAUUGAAAUAGGGAAGAAUUGUGAAAUGUACAGUGUAAAUGCACAAUGUAAAUGCAGUCCUCCUCUUUUGUUUAUUUUCAUGUCAUCUUUUAUCUCCCUGUCUAUAAAUGGUGAUUUGAAUCAUUUUAUAUUCCUGUUUUAUUUUGAAUUAAAAGGGAGUCACUGAAAAA
This is a messenger RNA of Epinephelus moara (kelp grouper), 9175 nucleotides long. It is a transcript of the gene vps26bl, whose product is annotated as vacuolar protein sorting 26 homolog B, like. Gene Ontology annotation, cellular component: retromer complex; endosome. The record is from RefSeq and is a predicted model, not a curated record. Bases 146 to 1147 code for a protein of 333 amino acids. The transcript has 6 exons. NCBI's taxonomy places the organism in Eukaryota, Metazoa, Chordata, Actinopteri, Perciformes, Serranidae. Gene Ontology annotation, biological process: retrograde transport, endosome to Golgi; intracellular protein transport.